Aaosphaeria arxii CBS 175.79 is the source of this 1625-nucleotide messenger RNA. RefSeq names its product general substrate transporter. The record is from RefSeq and is a predicted model, not a curated record. Gene Ontology annotation, biological process: carbohydrate transport; transmembrane transport. The transcript is spliced from 3 exons. Gene Ontology annotation, molecular function: carbohydrate:proton symporter activity. NCBI's taxonomy places the organism in Eukaryota, Fungi, Ascomycota, Dothideomycetes, Pleosporales. Gene Ontology annotation, cellular component: membrane. Bases 1 to 1536 code for a protein of 511 amino acids.
AUGCAUUCUUGGCUGGGAAGAGGAAAAUCACUCCGAGCUGGGGUGACAGUCUGUUGCUUGAUCGCGUUCGUGCUCUUCGGCUAUGAUCAAGGUGUCUUCGGAGGUAUUCUGCAAAAUAAGGACUGGUUGGACCAGUUCGACCACCCGUCGGAUUCGAAAACAGGAAUCAUUGUUAGUUGCUACAAUCUGGGAUGUUUGGCAGGUUGCGUGUUGAAUUUCUGUGUGGGCGAGAUACUGGGCCGCCGCAGAACGAUUUGGACGGCGAUGGGCUUCGUGGUCGUCGGCGCUAUCCUACAAACUACGGCAUACAGCGUUCCUCACCUAGUCAUUGGACGUGUUAUAACUGGCGUUGGAACCGGCCUCAAGACGUCAACCGUGCCUAUGUACCAGGCAGAGCUAUGCGACCGAGAGAGUCGAGGAAAGUUGGUAUCCGCCGAGGUCCUCUUCGUCGGCGUCGGUAUCGUCCUCGCAUACUGGUUUGAUUUCGGCAUGUCUUACGUUGGCGGUGCAAUCGCCUGGCGCCUUCCAAUUGCCUUCCAGAUCGUAUUUGCCCUUGUCGUCAUCGUCCUGGUCUUCGCAUUGCCAGAGUCACCGCGUUGGCUUUUCAACCACGGAAAAGAUGCACAAGCAACAGCAAUCCUCUGCGCCGUCUACGACAUGGAUCCCAUGGACGAAUACAUCGUCAACGAACGACACGCCAUCCUCCAAGCGAUCGAGCUCGAGCGGUCCACCGCCAAAUCGAAGACGUUCUUCAGCAUUCUCCAGGCCGAUUCAGUCAGGACCCGUUACCGCGUGCUGCUAGCCUGGGGCAUACAAUUCAUGAAUCAGGCAGGCGGAAUCAACCUCGUCGUCUACUACAUCCCUUCCGUGCUGAUCCAGAACGUGGGAAUGACGCCGCACCUUGCACAGAUCCUCGGCGGAUGCAUCAACAUGAUGCUGAUGUUCGGCACCAUCACCCCGUCUAUCGCUCUCGACAGAAUGGGUCGUCGCAAGACGAUGAUUGGUGGCUGUCUGGGCUUGGGCAUCUGCAUGCUGAUGAUAUCCGCACUGUUGUCUCAAUCUGAGAAGCCGAAUGGACAUACGUAUGCCUCUGCUGCUGUCGCGUUCUUCUUCCUGUACAUGUUCAUCUUCGGUAUGACGGUUCACUGCGUCCCCUGGGUGUAUGUCCCGGAAGUCUUGCCAUUGGAAGCGCGGACAAAAGGCACCGCCAUCGGCAUAAGUUCGAAUUGGCUUUGGAACUUCACGGUCGUGAUGAUAACCCCCGUCAUCAUUAACAGACUACAGUGGAAGGCCUAUCUUAUCUUUAUGGCUACAAACCUCCUCUUUGUACCAUUGCUCUAUUUCUUCUACCCGGAGACAAGCAACCUGGGUCUCGAAGAUAUAGACAAAAUAUUCUCACAGGGCGGAAACCCUGUUCACGUCGCUGCGGAGAUGGUGAAGGAAUUGAAACUGCAGAAGGAGGAGUCGCAACUAGUCAGUAAGAUUGAAGGCGGUCCUGACCCAGAGUUGCAAGUGGUUCAUGAGAUCAAAGUGUGAAGAAUGGCACGCGAAGGUCUUGUCCUGCAGAUGAAGUUUGCCUGCACACUGUUGCACGAACAGGUUAUGGGACAAUAAACACAAUCUAG